AUGCGGUUCGAGGAUGUACUGGAUGAGGUGGGCGGGUUCGGCAGGUUCCAGUUCUUGGUUUUGUCGAUCCUCUGUUUGCCACGCUUUCUUCUGGCGCUUCAGUUUCUGCUACAUAACUUUAUCUCUGCUGUACCGGACCACCGCUGUGCCCCGAGACCGUCUGAAACUGGACCAGGACUACACACCAAGUCCCUGCUCCAGGUGCAUGGGUCCGGAUCUCCAGGGCUCUGUUGGGUCUACGGUCCAGACAACUCCACCGUGUCCUGUCCUCACGGAUGGGUCUACAACCAGACAGACUUCAGCUCCACCACGGCCACCGAGUGGGACCUUGUGUGCGAGGACCGUAAACUGAACCAGGUUUUGGCCACAUACUUCUUCCUGGGGGUCACUGUGGGGGCUGUGGUCUUCGGACAACUGUCGGACAAGUUCGGUCGCAGGUCCAUGCUCCUCGUGGCUCUGGUCCUGUCCACGGUCAUGAGCGCUGCUUCGGCAUUCUCCACCUCAUAUGUGAUGUUUGCUGUGUCGAGGGCGCUCUGUGGGGUGGCCCUCAGUGGACUCUCCAUCAUCGGGGUGGUCCUGGGGAUCGAGUGGACAGACGUGAGGCACCGCACCUUCACAGGGACCGUGAUGAGUCUGUCCUGGAGCCUGGGAAACAUGUGUUUGGGCCUCAUGGCUUUUCUCAUCCGGGACUGGAGACUCCUCACUCUGGCUGUAACUGUGCCGUGUGCUCUGGCCAUCGUCUGCUGGUGGUGGUUGCCGGAGUCUGCUCGGUGGCUGUUGGUGAAUGGGAGGACGAAGGAGGCAAGGACGUUCCUGGUGCAAUGUGCCAUAAUGAACAAGAGGAACGAACAGACCUCCAAACUGGACUUGGAGGUUCUGGCAAAGGUGUCCAUUUGUGAGGAGGUCCAGAAGACUCACUCAUACCUGGAUUUGGUGAAGACUCCUCAGCUCCGCAAGAUUACGCUCUGCUCAGGGCUGUCCUGGUUCGCCGUGGCCUUCCUUUACUAUGGAAUCAGUUUGAAAAUCUCGGGUUUGGGCGUCAGCAUUUACCUCACACAGUUCAUCUACGGCGCCAUCGAAGCUCCAGCCAAAAUCGCAUCCUUCUUUGUCCUGGACUGGAUCGGCCGCAGGAAUGGACAAGCCUGCUUCCUCAUCAUCACUGGAGCUCUCGUCGGGGUCAACACAGCCCUCCCCCUGGACUUGAUGGCGGCUCGGACGUGUGUCAGUGUGAUCGCCAAAGGCUUUUCUGAGGCUGCCUUCACCACAGCGUUCCUGUACUCUGCAGAACUCUACCCCACAACCCUGAGACAGUGUGGGAUGGGCUACACCUCCUGCCUGUGCCGGAUCGGGAGCGCUCUGGCUCCCAUAGUCAUGUUGUUGGAUGAUUUGUGGUGUCCCCUGCCGCGCCUGGUGUUUGCUGCGACGGGUAUCCUCAGUGGAGCUCUGGUGUUUCUGCUCCCAGAGACUCUGAACGUGAGACUGCCUGAAGAUGUGCUAGAUGUGGAGGAGGGCAGACAUCGGAACCCAAGAUCAGCUUCAGACCUGGAGAUGGAGAAACUCAACCAGAAUGGAAAGAAGACCUCCGCAGAGUAAAAAAGCCCAAACAUG
Molecule: messenger RNA, 1608 nt
Organism: Periophthalmus magnuspinnatus
Lineage: Eukaryota; Metazoa; Chordata; Actinopteri; Gobiiformes; Gobiidae
Gene: slc22a7a
Product: solute carrier family 22 member 7a
Exons: 10
Coding region: 1-1593 (530 amino acids)
Biological process (GO): transmembrane transport
Cellular component (GO): membrane
Molecular function (GO): transmembrane transporter activity
Source: RefSeq, a predicted model, not a curated record